AUGGCACGGUCUCCAGAGUUGCAGACUACAGAUCCGUUCGGGCCAACACACAUUGUCGAAUCUGCGAUAGAGCACACACACACAGCAGUCAUCCUACAUGGACGAGGCAGCAACGGCCUAGAGUUUGCCCAAGAGCUUUUUGACGAAACCCUAUUCGUCGAUGGAACCAACCUGGCCCAGAAGCUUCCAAACUGGCGAUGGGUAUUUCCGACUUCGCGUGAACUCUGGAGUGAGAUGUUCCAGGAAGAUAUGCCAGCUUGGUUCGAGGCCUAUUCUUUGACGGAUACAACAGCGAAGCAGGAUCUGCAAAUACCAGGCAUAAAAGAGUCGACCGACUAUAUCAAAAGAAUCAUCGACGCAGAAAUUAAUAUCCUUGAUGGAGAAAGCAAUCGAGCGGUGUUGGGCGGAAUCAGUCAAGGAGGAGCGAUAGCGAUGUGGACUCUUCUUCGCCGCCGAACCGAAACACCACUGGGUGCGUUUUUCGGUACCAACACUUGGCUUCCUUUCGCUUUGAGUCUUCAGGAUUACUCGAAUCAGACCCCGAUGGCCGAGAAACAUGAGGGCACAACAUUCGUGAAUGAUAUACUCGGUCAGCCAACAUCACAGAACCCAGAUCUAUCUACCCCCAUCUUUCUUGGUCAUGGAACAGACGAUACUUAUGUCGAUGUGGAGCUGGGACGACAAGCUCGGGAUGCCCUCAGUCGCAUUGGCUAUUCAGUAAAGUGGAAGGAGUACCAAGGUGCGGAGUUGGAGGGCCAUUGGAUUAAGGCGCCUGAAGAGUUGGACGACUUGGUACACUUCUUUACAACAACGUUGAAACUUGACCAUGUUUAG
Molecule: messenger RNA, 834 nt
Organism: Fusarium venenatum
Lineage: Eukaryota; Fungi; Ascomycota; Sordariomycetes; Hypocreales; Nectriaceae
Product: Alpha/Beta hydrolase protein
Biological process (GO): protein depalmitoylation
Cellular component (GO): cytoplasm
Molecular function (GO): carboxylic ester hydrolase activity; palmitoyl-(protein) hydrolase activity
Source: RefSeq, a predicted model, not a curated record